CAAAAACCAGUUGCCCACCAUGCCGCCGCCAAAAUCCAAGGGAGGAAAAAUGCUCGGUCUCAUCAAUUGGAGACUCAAAGUGACGAUCAACGACGGUCGCGCAUUCGUCGGGCAGAUGCUGGCUUUUGACCGUCACAUGAACCUCGUCCUCGCCGAGUGCGAGGAGUUCCGCCGCGUACGGCCAAAGAAGAAGACUGGCGAGACGGAGGCAGGCCCUGUGCAGGAGAUGAAACGCACACUCGGCCUCGUGAUCCUGCGCGGCGAGACGGUGGUCAGUCUGUCCGUGGAGGGCCCGCCGCCCGUUGUGGAUGACGAUAAGAAGAACAUGCUUCCUAUCGGACCUGGUCGAGGAAUGCCCGCGGGUCGUGGUAUGGGAAUGAUGCCCCCAAUGGGCGCACCAGCUCUACAGCGUCCGCCUAUGCCGUUCGGCGCCCCAGGUAUGCCUCCGCCCGGUUUCCGCCCUCCUGGCUUCCCAGGGGGACCUCCGGGCAUGCCGCCGUUUGCCCCUCCUCCGGGCUUUGGUGGUCCUCCACCUGGCUUCCAACCCCCGCAAUGAGUGUAUUGUCUGCAAGCUCUUGUAUUUGUUUCACUUUCCUUUCUCAUCACUGAUGCUCAAGCAAGAAGUGCUGCCGCAGCCCUGUCUCGGUAUGUGUAGAAUGUGUGGUAUGCGAAGAGUGUUGGAAUCUGAGGUCUCACUAAAAUUGUGCCGGCGCUUCGGCGAGGGAAAAGGUUUGUAUAUACGCGGUUCCUGAGCGGACAUACGCUGCGUGUCCUCGAACUCGUGGUAUGUUACUAU
Postia placenta MAD-698-R-SB12 is the source of this 796-nucleotide messenger RNA. RefSeq lists its product as hypothetical. Gene Ontology annotation, cellular component: U2-type prespliceosome; U2 snRNP; catalytic step 2 spliceosome. The transcript is spliced from 5 exons. Gene Ontology annotation, biological process: mRNA splicing, via spliceosome. The coding region runs from base 20 to 556 and encodes 178 amino acids. Lineage: Eukaryota; Fungi; Basidiomycota; Agaricomycetes; Polyporales; Adustoporiaceae. Gene Ontology annotation, molecular function: RNA binding. The record is from RefSeq and is a predicted model, not a curated record.